This is a messenger RNA of Ostertagia ostertagi, 633 nucleotides long. Lineage: Eukaryota; Metazoa; Nematoda; Chromadorea; Rhabditida; Trichostrongylidae. The record is from the annotation of a GenBank genome assembly.
AUGUCUCGAACGGUGCUAUUGGUUGCGUUCGCCGUUGUGGCCGUCAAUGCGGGCACGCUGCAUCCCAGAGGACUGUUCGGACAUCCUUCACCUCCUCCAUGCGGGCUUCCUCCUUUCAUCGACGACCUCCCAAAGGACGCCCAAACAAAGCUGAAGGAGAUCUGGAAGGACUGGAAGGAGGGCGAGAAAUGCUACAAUGAGCAGGGCCUCACCCGGGAGCUGAUGGAUUCGCUGCCGAAGGACGUUCGUAAGAAGAUCCACAAGGAUGCAUUCCUGCCGCCGUUUUUGAAAAAAGCUCCACAGGACAUUCAGGAGCAAUUCCGCAAGGUCAUCAAUGACCCAUCGAUCAAAUUCGAGGACAAGCCGGAGAAGAUCAAUGAGCUCGCACAAAAGGUUCUCACCGGUGACCUUCUCAAGGAGUUCAACGACUUCCACAAGAAGAUGCAGGAGCAUCGUAAGGACAUUGAGGAAAAGGCAAACAAGCUUUCACCCGAAGCAAAAGAGGCAUACGAUAAGAUAAGCAAGUUGGAAAAGGAAAAGCACGAUAUCAUCUCCGCUCUCAGCGAAUCCGCUCAGGAGGAGCUCUUCCAGAUUUACAAAACCCGACACGCCAAGUUCCCAAAACCGCUUUAA